This is a messenger RNA of Dunckerocampus dactyliophorus (ringed pipefish), 1370 nucleotides long. It is a transcript of the gene dnase2, whose product is annotated as deoxyribonuclease II, lysosomal. Gene Ontology annotation, molecular function: deoxyribonuclease II activity. Lineage: Eukaryota; Metazoa; Chordata; Actinopteri; Syngnathiformes; Syngnathidae. Gene Ontology annotation, biological process: apoptotic DNA fragmentation. The record is from RefSeq and is a predicted model, not a curated record. The coding region runs from base 159 to 1241 and encodes 360 amino acids. The transcript is spliced from 7 exons.
UUGAAAAGGAGCAGAAGAAGCCGCCUCUACUUCCGCAUUCUCCUGUCAACACUUCCACAGCAGAAAGGAUGUAGAAGCUCGAUGAAACUGGACGAUGACAUAUAUUUUUAUUCAGUUCCUGCUUUGAAAUCACGGGGACCACACCGUGCAAGUUAGAGAUGUUUUUUCUCUCGCUGCUCGUCUCCUGCUUGCCACAAGGGGGCGACGCAUCUCCAAUAAGUUGCUACAACGACCAAGGAAAUGCGACGGACUGGUUCUACAUGUACAAAUUGCCGACUGAACACGGCAGUAAAUCCCCCGACCGAGGUCUGACAUAUUUAUUGAUGGACAAGGGCAGUGAAGGCUGGAGCGACGGGAAGGGGACGGUGAACGAGACUACAGGGGCGCUGGGCAGGACGGUGGGACAGCUGUACUCGCAGGGAACGAAGGCAGAAAUAGCAUACAUCCUUUAUAACGACGAGAAGCCACCAGAGGGCGCCAGAGACGACGGAGGCAGAAGAGGGCACACGAAAGGCGUGGUGCUACUGGAUAAGAACCAAGGCUUCUGGUUGGUCCACAGCACCCCCCUCUUCCCUCCCGUGCGUGCGGCGGGACGGUACUGGUACCCGGACAGCGGCACCAAGAACGGGCAAAACUUCCUUUGCGUGACCUUCCCGCUGGAGCGCUUCCAGACUGUUGGAGAGCAGCUCCAGAUCAAUCAGCCAAUCGUGUACGACUGCGCAGUCCCACAAUCCUUUGCUUCUUCCGUGCCAGCUCUGGCUGCCAUGUGCAAUGAAAAACACAUCAAAGCCGCGUCCAAUCGCAGCGUGACGCUGACCUCCAAGGGCGGCACCGACUUCAUCAGCUUUGCCAAAGGAGCCGCUUUCAACGACGACUUGUACCACUCCUGGGUGGCCCCCACCCUUCAUUCCGACCUCCUGGUCCAGUUCUGGGUGAACAGCCCGGGCAUCCUCCCCUCCAACUGCAAGCAAGGCUGGAAAGUUCUGGACAUCUUGCGCGUUUCGCCAGACGGGACGUUCAGCUUCAAGACCAGCAAGGACCACUCCAAGUGGGCCGUCAGCCCCGGGGCGGCGUCGGCGUCCGGGGGCGGGUGGGUGUGCGUGGGCGACAUCAACCGCAACGAGGCGGAGGAGAAGCGAGGCGGCGGCACGGUGUGCCAGCAGGACGCCGCCGUGUGGAAGGCGUACCGGAAGGCGGCGCUGGAGUGCCAGGCGUGUGGGGGCGGAGCCGUCCCGUGUUGAUGUUGACUCGCAGGACGGAAGAGUCCGACUUCAAAUACUGAAUAUCACUUGCAUUUUUACAUUUUUUUAACAUUAAAAAGCACUUUUUGGCUGAAAGAAAAAACAUUUUUUUCCAUAUUUUAUUUUAUU